Molecule: messenger RNA, 534 nt
Organism: Triticum turgidum subsp. durum (durum wheat)
Lineage: Eukaryota; Viridiplantae; Streptophyta; Magnoliopsida; Poales; Poaceae
Source: the annotation of a GenBank genome assembly
AUGAGGGCCGUGGUGCAGCGCGUCCUCUCGGCCAGCGUCGAGGUGGAAGGGCAAGUGGUUUCGGCGAUCGGCCCGGGCCUCCUCGUCCUCGUCGGCGUUCACGAGGCUGACACCAGCUCCGACGCCGACUACAUCUGUCGGAAGGUCCUGAAUAUGAGGCUGUUUACUAAUGAGAAGACUGGAAAAGCAUGGGAUCAGAGUGUUAUGCAGCGGAACUUUGAAGUCCUGUUAGUGAGCCAAUUUACCUUAUAUGGAAUCCUGAAGGGUAGCAAGCCAGAUUUCCAUGUGGCUAUGCCGCCUGCGAAAGCAAAACCUUUUUACGCUUCUUUGGUUGAGAAGUUUCAAAAGUCGUACAAAACUGAUUCAGUUAAAGAUGGCAUUUUUGGAGCAAUGAUGAAGGUUUCAUUGGUAAAUGAUGGCCCUGUAACAAUGCAAGUUGACUCACCCUCCCUGCAAGGCUCUGGUCAGUCAAGCAAUGGUGAUGCUGGUUUGGUAAGAGACGGUGAAGCAGCAGUACCCGAUGAGACUCAUUAA